AUGGAGGAUGGUACUAACGAUUAUAGUAAUGGUACAAAUGAUUCUAGUAGUGUUAACAUUUCUGGAGAGAACGACGGUAAGUGUGUGAUUGACAUUGACAAGGAGGAAGGCGAGUUGGAGGAGGGAGAGAUUGAUUUGGAUUCUGAUUUGAUUGGAGUUAAUGUGGAUUCAAAUUCUGAAGUUAAGAAUGUGGUGGGAGGUGACGUGAAGGAGAUGGAAGUACAGGAGAGAAGCAAACGUGUUGAUUCGAUCCGAGAAGAGCUUGAGAAUCUGGAUGUGGCUAUGGAGCAAAAAUCUUAUGAUAGAGUAUGUUCAAGUUUGGAGAUGACAGCCAACAGCUUGCAGAAAAUAGUUUUGGAGGGUUCUUUUACUGAAAAAGACACUCUUGUUCAGUUGUUAUUAGCUGCAAUUCAGACUCUCUAUUCAGUGUUUUAUUCCAUGACUGUGAUACUCAAGGAGCAAAAUAAAGCCGUUUUAUUAAGGUUGGUAGCACAAGUAAUAAACUUAGAGCCACCUCUUUUUUCCUCCCUGCAGUUGAGAGAGUUGGAGGGUAUUCGGGCUUCUGUGGAGUCGUCUGCUGAUCCUUUAAGCAAUGGCAAUAAUAAUGGAAGGAUUGAAGCAGCUAAAGCUGAUAUAAAUUUAAAGCCUAAUAACAAUUCAUCUUUCCUGAAGACGUGUGGAACAGAUUCUGAAUCAACCGGGACUUCAGAUCAAUCGCAGUGCAACAUUUCUGUGCAAUAUUUAAAAUCAGGCCUAGUGAAUUCUAGGCAAAAAGGGAUGGCUCUUCCACUGCUAGACCUCCACAAGGAUCAUGAUGCAGACAGUCUUCCUUCACCCACACGAGACCUCUCCACCCCCUUGCCUUUUGAACAUGGGUUGCUGAAACCUGAGUGGCCUAUCCCUAGAUGUACUACUGCUCUUGCAAGAGAAAAUCUGGUGAUGCAUCCUUAUGAGACAGAUGCUGUUAAAGCUGUUUCCAGUUAUCAGCAGAAAUUUGGCAGUACUUCCUUUUUUAUGAGCGACAACCUUCCUAGUCCAACUCCUUCAGAAGAGGGUGAUGCUACUGGGGAUGGUGAAAUAGGCGGCGAAGUUUCCAGUUUUAUUACUCAGAAAGUUAAUCCUACUGUGAAUACCACACUUUCAGGGCAGCGAGUGGUUUCUUCGACUGCACCUAUGGAAGCCUUAGCAGACCCGGAAAGUAGUAAUUCCGGGGUCUCUCGUCCUGUAAAUAGUUCUUGGAAUCCUGUAUUGAAAUCCUCUUCUUUAGCAAAAAGUAGGGACCCGAGGCUCCGAUUGGCCAAUUUGGAUGUGCCAAGUUCACAGAAGCAUAAGAUAGUUGAGGAGCAAGUCUCGGAUGGUCCUGCACUGAAACGACUAAGAAAUGAGUUAUCAGGUCCCAAUGCACCUCAGCCGCCUAUCAGUACAUCAGCAAUUCCUACAACAGCUCUCCCUGUUAGCGGUAGUAGUCCCGUUACAAGUCAAAGUGAAAUACUGCCAGUGACGAAUUCCAGCACAACAUCUUCUUUACAUUCUUUGUUAAGGGAUAUAGUUGUGAAUCCAUCGGUAUGGAUGGAUAUACUAAAAAAAGAACAGAACAAGUCUUCUGAUGAUGUCAAAAGUAUGACCCAACUGGCAAGCACAAAUUCUUUACUCGGAGCAGUUCAAGUUCCAUCAACUACCAGUGGGGUACAUCCGCUGUCUUCAGUUCUUGGGCAAAUAUCGACAACAGGAAUAGUUCAGACGCCCACCCAAGCUGUCUCUGUGGAGGAACCUGGAAAGGUUCGAAUGAAACCUCGUGACCCACGCCGUAUUCUGUAUAGUAGCACCCCUUUGAAGUGCAUGACUGCAGCAUCUGAUCAACCAAGACUAAAUACAUCAUUCAGUUCAUCAAAGAUGAACACACUAAGACAUGAAGAUCAGUUGGAGAAGAAAUCUGUGUCUUCAGGUUCUGUGAAACCACCUGAUAUUGCUAAGCAAUUUACGAGUAAUUUGAGAAACAUUGCAGAUCUAAUGUCUGUAUCCCAAGAAUGUAUACCUGCUUCAGUGCCACCUCAGAUUCCAUUUUUCCAACCAGUACAAGUUCAUCAAGCUAGAAAGGAAACUAAGGGGGGAAUUACCGAUUCUGGCAAUCUAAAAAACUCGAGUGACGUAACUUCUGAAGCAGCUGUUGCUGGCCCUCCUCGACCAUUGAAUGCAAAUGCUUGGAGUGAUGUUGAGCAUUUGUUUGAGGGCUUUGAUGACCAGCAAAAGGCUGCCAUCCAGAGAGAAAGGGCCAGAAGGCUAGAAGAGCAGAAAAAAAUGUUUGCUGUUCGCAAGCUUUGCCUUGUCUUGGAUUUGGAUCAUACUCUUCUAAAUUCAGCUAAGUUUAUUGAAGUUGACCCAUUGCAUGAUGAGAUGUUGAAAAAGAAAGAAGAACAGGAUCGUGAGAAGCCCCAGAGGCAUCUCUUCCGGUUUCCUCAUAUGGGAAUGUGGACCAAAUUGCGUCCUGGAAUAUGGAAUUUCUUGGAGAAGGCAAGUAAACUCUAUGAGCUGCAUUUGUACACCAUGGGAAACAAGUAUUAUGCCACUGAGAUGGCAAAAUUGCUUGAUCCGAAAGGAGAACUGUUUUCUGGACGAGUUAUUUCGCGCGGUGAUGAUGGUGAACCAUUUGAUGGUGAUGAUAGGGCUCCCAAGAGCAAGGACUUGGAAGGGGUUUUGGGUAUGGAGUCAGCUGUUGUGAUUAUAGAUGAUUCUGUACGAGUCUGGCCACAUAACAAAUUGAACUUAAUAGUCGUGGAACGGUAUAUAUAUUUUCCAUGUAGUAGACGGCAGUUUGGGCUUCCAGGCCCUUCGCUUCUUGAGAUUGAUCAUGAUGAGAGACCAGAAGAUGGGACACUGGCCUCAUCUUUGGCGGUUAUUGAGAGGAUACAUCAAAACUUUUUCGCACACCAGUCAUUAGAUGAAGCAGAUGUUAGAAACAUCUUAGCUUCUGAACAGCGGAAGAUUCUUGCUGGAUGCCGUAUUGUUUUCAGCAGAGUAUUCCCAGUCGGUGAAGCCAAUCCACACAUGCAUCCACUGUGGCAGACAGCUGAACAAUUCGGUGCUGUUUGCAUUAACCAGAUAGACGAGAAGGUUACUCAUGUAGUUGCAAAUUCUCUUGGAACUGAUAAGGUGAAUUGGGCUCUCUCCAGGGGAAGAUUUGUUGUGCAUCCUGGCUGGGUGGAAGCAUCGGCUUUGCUAUACCGAAGGGUUAAUGAGCUCGACUUUGCCAUUAAACAACCAUAA
This is a messenger RNA of Striga hermonthica, 3264 nucleotides long. NCBI's taxonomy places the organism in Eukaryota, Viridiplantae, Streptophyta, Magnoliopsida, Lamiales, Orobanchaceae. The record is from the annotation of a GenBank genome assembly.